Molecule: messenger RNA, 1798 nt
Organism: Fragaria vesca subsp. vesca
Lineage: Eukaryota; Viridiplantae; Streptophyta; Magnoliopsida; Rosales; Rosaceae
Product: UPF0503 protein At3g09070, chloroplastic-like
Exons: 1
Coding region: 1-1557 (518 amino acids)
Source: RefSeq, a predicted model, not a curated record
AUGACCCAACACCGCCAACCCCAACCCCACCGCCGCUCCACCUGUCACCGCCACCCCACCACACCCAUCACCGGAUUCUGCGCCCCUUGCCUCAGCGAACGCCUCGCCGGCCUCGACUCCGCCUCCUCCUCCGCCGCCGACACCGCCGCAGGCGGUGUUCCCCCAACUUCCCAGACCGCGCAUUCCGGGCCUUCGGAGCUCCGCCGCAGCAAAUCGUGCUGCGGGACUCGACCCGAGUACCCGCCGGAGCCUCCGCGGCGAAAGUCGUGCGACGUCAGGAACCGGAACACUCUCUCGGAGCUUUUCAACAUCGACGACGACCGCAAGGGCCUGCCCAGAAACUUCGAGAUCGAGCCGAGCGGGCAUGGCUUCGAAUUGAAAGAAGCGGCGCCGGAGGAGGAGGAGAAUGGGGACGAAAUUAGGGUUUCGGACGCGGAGUUCAAGACGAUGAAGGAGCUGAUAGAUCUCGAGCUGCAGAGGAAGAAGGGUAACGGCCGAGAUUUGAGAGAAAUCGCAGGGACAUUUUGGGAAAGUGCCUCGAACAAAGUGAGGCAAUGGCGCCUGAAGCAGAAGGCCAAGAAGCUCGGAAGCGAGGGUUUCGGGUCGGAGAAGAGGAGCACACGGCGGGGGCUGAGGGAGACUCAAUCGGAGGUGGGAGAGUACGCAUUGGGCCGGAGAUCCUGCGAUACGGAUCUGGAUCCGGGUCGGAUGUCGCUGGAUGAGCCUCGGGCUUCGUGGGACGGGUACUUGAGCACCAGAGCUUACCCGAGGAUGACUCCGAUGGUUGCGGUGGUGGAGGAUGUGAAGAUGAGUGAGGAGGAGGGUUUGGAGAGCUUGGAGAGGAGUCCGGGAGGCUCCGCGCAGACUAAGGACUACUACUUUUCGCAGACGAGGCGGCGGAGGAGCUUUGAGAGGUCGAGUAGUUGUGCUCAUAGCAAAGGGGUAAUGGCGGCCGAGGUGGAUGAGUUGAAGCUGGUUUCUAGUGGUGCUACGGAGUUGUUCUACGGGGCGAAAGUGCUGAUUACAGAGAAGGAAUUGAUGGAGUCGAGUUCUUCGAAUUCAAAGUCUGUGGAAGAAGAUGGUGUGGCGGGUGGUUGUGGUGUUGGGAUUGAAGGUAUUUGUGGGAAUGCAGGUGCUGUUUCGUCGAAUGGAGUUGAUCAGAAGCCGCAGAAAUGGCACAAGAGAUGGAAGUUCUGGGGGCAGAGGAAAAGCCAGCCGAAAGUUGAUGAUGAGUCUUGGAAGAAGCUGAGGAGGGUUUCUAAUGGAGAAGCCAAUCCCACUGUUAGCCAGAAGCUGAUUCGAAGCUACAGUGUGAGCUGCAGAAACUCCUGCAAAAUGGUGGGUUUGUUUAGUAAUGUGAGCACUGUGGAGAGCAAAGGGAAUGGCUUGAAGACGCUGCAGAGGAACAGAAGUGCACGAUACUCACCGAGCAAUCUUGAUCACGGCCUGUUGAGGUUUUACUUGACGCCAUUGAGGAGCUAUAGGAGGAGUGAAUCAGGGAAGAGUAGGCUGCCAAACAACCACUCCUUGCAGACUUUGGCCAAGAAUAUGUUGUAGUAAAGGUGCACCACCAUGUCUAUGGAUGUCAUGAUGAUCAGGUCAUGUUGUAAAGCCAUAUAUAGUUGCCUUUCUUGUUCUUUUGAGAGCAAAUCUCUCCCUAACAUGUCUUUCCUAAGUCCUAACAUUGCCAAUAAUCUGAAACCGCUACCCCUAUUCCUAUUUGAUGUCUAAUCUGUCUGUAAUUGAGAUCUCAGGAGUUAAUGUUAUUUCCUAUAUGUAAAUUUCUCUAAUUUCUCAG